This is a messenger RNA of Didymodactylos carnosus, 825 nucleotides long. The record is from the annotation of a GenBank genome assembly. NCBI's taxonomy places the organism in Eukaryota, Metazoa, Rotifera, Eurotatoria, Philodinida, Philodinidae.
AUGUCUUGGAAUCCUGAGCAGGGAUUUCUCCACGAUCAAAGUUAUCCGAAUAAUUAUUAUAAUCCGGGUAACAAUGAUGGUCAGCAAAAUUAUCCACAACAACAAUUUGAUCAAUCCGGCCAAUACUAUCAGCAUCCGCACCAGCAACAAUCACAAACACCUUAUCCCACACAAUUCGUGCCGCAACCACAAUAUCAGACCACAGGUGGGAAUUUUAUGCCACCACCAAGUUCAGCAGGAUUCUAUAAGCCAAGUGAUUAUAUGAAUCAAAAUUCACAACAAACUAAUCCAACAACUCCUGAUGAGCUGGUUGAUGAGCCACCAUUAUUAGAAGAAUUAGGAAUUAAUUUUGAUCAUAUAUUUAAAAAAACAAAAUCAGUGUUAAAUCCAUUCGCUAAACCUGAUACAUCAAUUUUGGAUGAUAGUGAUUUAGCUGGCCCAUUAGUAUUUUGUUUUGCAUUUGGUUUUAGUCUACUACUAUUAGGUAAAAUACAUUUUGGUUAUGUCUACGGUAUUGUUCUUAUUGGAUGUUUUGCAAUGUAUAGCUUAUUAAAUAUGAUGUCUGAAAAACCUUGUUCAGGAAUUUAUGUUACAAGUGUACUUGGCUAUUGUCUUUUGCCGAUGGUUUUAUUAUCAUUUUCAUCGUUUCUAUUCAAAUUAAAUGGUCCUAUUGGACUUGUUAUCGCAGCAUUUUUUAUAUUAUGGUGUUCACUAUCAGCCUCUAAACUAUUUUCUACUUCACUAUCAAUGAUCGGUCAGCAAGUACUUGUUGCAUAUCCAUGUUGUCUAUUCUACGGUGUUUUUGCUUUAUUAACCAUCUUUUAA